UGAGUAGUAUAAAACUAAACGUUGAAGCUCAAAAACCAUGACAAGUUCAUAAGAUCCUUACAAGUAACAAGUGAAGUAACUCUACCAUAAAAGAAAAAGAUGGCUCAAAUCCUUCAAAGUUAUGCCAUCAUUGUCAUUGCUGCCUUCACAAUAACAUCAUUUCUUCCAUUGGGAUCCUCUGAUAUAAUAGAAAUCACAUGCCAAAAAACCCCAAACGUCCAACUCUGCGACAAUAUUCUAAGGAAUGACCCAAAAAGCUCAACUGCCAAUCUCAAUGGCCUUACACUCAUCAUCAUUAACUCACUGGCAUCCAGGUCAAAUUACACCCUCAAAAUGAUCGAUCAGAUGCUCAAAGACAGGCCAGAAUUAAAAUCCCCCUUGACUGAAUGCUGGAACGAUUACAAUGUCAUCAGUACAUUCUUCAUACUUGAUGCUAUUGAGGCUGCAAAUAAUGGUGAUGUUCAGCUUGGUGAAGAGAGUAUGUAUGAAGUGAAAGAUUUUGCUGGUCAAUGUGAUGAUCAAUUUAAACCCAACCCUUCCCCUUUUGUAAAUGUCCAUCAGAUGGUUUCUGACAUGGCUGAUGUCACUUCCUCUAUGUUCAGCAUGAUGAGUAUGUAGUUUAUUAUUGGUCUUUGGGGAUCACAAAAUGAAAAAGAUUGUGUCUUUUUCUUUUUUCUUUCAGUACUACAGAUUAUGUUACUUUAUGAAGUAAUGAAUAAUUUGAGUUAAAAAUGUUGACCAUUGUUUUCUCAUGAAGCUUAAAUAGAUUCUUUAACAGCAUUAAUUGGUC
Messenger RNA from Oldenlandia corymbosa var. corymbosa, 790 nucleotides. NCBI's taxonomy places the organism in Eukaryota, Viridiplantae, Streptophyta, Magnoliopsida, Gentianales, Rubiaceae. The record is from the annotation of a GenBank genome assembly.